CACAGAGAAACCCUGUCUCGAAAAACUAAAAAAAUUAAAUAAUAAUAAUUAAAAGAUAAAUAAAACUAAGAAGGAAUUUUGUCAAAAAUAUAAAGCCAUUAUUUUAAAAUUUAUUUUUAAUUUAUGUGUAUCCAUGUAUGUCUGCCAUGUAUGUGUGAGUGCCCCAGAAGACCUCUAGAACUUGAAUUACAGAUGGUUGUGAGCUAUCAUGUAGGCACUGGGAACUGAACCUGGGCCCUCUGCAAGAGCAGCCAGUGCUCUUAACUCCCCAGACUCCAAAUAUAAUACAGUUAUUCACUUUAAUUUCUAAAACAGCCCAUCCUCAAAUCAGACAGUAGCUGACUUGGACAGCUCCAGUCCAGACUAUACCAAGCGGUUUAGCAUGUUUAUGCCCUCUGAUCCAAUGGUACUACUUUGGAAUUGGAUCAAACAGCGUAUUAGGAAGUUAUUAAGUUUAUGGACAAAAUGCAUUAUUCUUUUGUUUGCCUUUUUUCAGUCUGGUUCCGGUGGUUCUGGCCUACUACCUCCCACAUCCAUAGUGUUCUGGGAAUCUGAGCCACAAAACACUUGUCCUUCGAGCCGGAUUCGAACCAGCGACCUAAGGAUAUCCAAGUUACAACCUCUACAGUCCUCCGCUCUACCAACUGAGCUAUCGAAGGAUGACUUGUAUGUGUUCUAACAAGGUCUCAAGUAGCUCAGACUGGCUUCAUAUUUCUACAUUUGUGAAUGGUUUUAAAAUUUUGAUCUUUCUGCCUCCACCUGGGAUUACCAGUAUGAGUCACCAUGCCUUAUUUUAAACAAUGCUGAAGAAAAAAAAACAGUAAACAAUCCACGAUCUUGGCAACUACGUCCUUUUUUUUUAAAGCAAUGCUUUGAAUUAUUCAGGAAAACUUACUGAUUGUUUCUAUGAUGUACACAAAUGUAAAAUAAAUACCAGAACAAUAUGUGUCAGAUGUCAUUAAUUGAUGGGUUCAUGGUGGUUUCGUUUAUAAAAUUGUUUUUCUUCUUUUUCCCAUUUUUCUGUAGUAAAUGGAAAUUCAAAACUACAUAAGGAAUUGCUGAUCUCACGAGUGACUUUGGCAGGGGAAGUUUUUGUGACUGUGCCUUUGUGCCACCUUGAAGGUAGAAUCCUGCGCCCACACAGCAGCUCCUGAGAGUGUCUCGUGGAGAGGAAGGAGGUCAGCGAUGCAGAGCUGGAGUCAUUGUGGCCCCAACCCUCUAAUUAUUCACAAAUGUAAUGAUAAAGCAGUUUUCUUUCUGGGCUCCUAUUCUUUUGCCCGCUUUGCUUCAAUUACUCUUCCAAAUGCCUCCUACUCAGCAUAAUUCAAACAAGGUAUUGUUAACAUUAGUCUUUUGCUUAAAAAACAAACAACAAAAACAAAACUCUCCACAACAACAACCAUAAAAAAGACACACACAAGAAAAAGACCAAACUCUCUUUUGUUUUGUUCAAACAACUUCUCUAUAUGUAGUUCUUGCAAGCCUCCAUCUUGCUACUUAGCCCAGGCUGGCCUUAAACUUACAAUUAUCCUGCCUCCUGAGUCCUGAGUUUCCACGGGUGAGCCACCGCACUGGGCUUAUUAUCAUUUUCAGUGUCAAAAAAACUGAAGCUACAGGAGUAGUUAACUGGUUGAUGGCCUCACGUCUCGUUUUAGUCACUCAGGCUUUCUUCUGUCUUUUUGUCCCUGUUCCCUCUAUUCAGUCCAGCUCUUCAACGCAUACAGUUCUCUUAGAGGAGGAGGAUGGAUCCGAACCACCGGGCCACCAAUCCCUAGUUCACGUCCUUGGAAAUUUUUUUUUUUCCUGAGUAAAUACACUUGGCCCCCUGGGGGCAGGCUUCCCUAACAGCACACAACCCCUUGCUUCUGCUGACUCUAACUUUGACCCUGGGGCCACAAGCAGCUUUUUCCCUUGGUUCCUCUGGCUCCCACUCCUUUUUCCUCUGUGACCUCGAAGUCGGUAGGUGCUUCUCUCUCAGCUCAGCGAGCCUCCGUGCUCGGCUUUCUGUUCCUCAAGCCCUUGGGCCCUGCCUCUCUCUUCUCUCUAGACUAGGCAGGAUUGUAGCUCACUAUCUUUGUAACUCGCAGAGAUCAUCCUCCAGAAUGUCGGGCUUACAGGUGUGAAAUACCACUUCCCUUUUUUCUCCGUCUCUCUCUCUCCUCCAUUUCAUUUCAUGUAUCCAUUUCUAGCUCCAUGGUUUUAUUUUUAUUAUCAUUUCUAAGCAUGAAUAACAAAAUAUUCUACUCAAUACGGUUUUAUUUUAUUUCUUCUCCUCCUCCUUCUUGUAAAUGUAGAGAUUCCACCAUUUCUUCUUUUAUCUGUAACUGUGCCUCACGGCUCCCUUAAGGAGACAAUGGAGGGCUGUAGGACCGAGUGUGCUGUUUUGUGCAUGCCUGACCAGACUUAGAAAAGGGUGUGGAUGGGCACUGUUGUAACAGGGGCUGAAAAUUACCCUGCGGGGGAGAUAACGAACGCUCUAGGUUGGAAAGACCUGAUGGAGAACAGGGCGCUCGCAGAGCCCAUAGUUACCCCCUUGACCGUUUAUCUCCCAGCCUGAAGCUCCUGGCAGAUUCCAUCAGCAGCCGGUUGCCCCAGCAAGGUUGGAGAUGGCAGUUUCCCCCAACCCCUGCCUCUUGGCUUGUCUGCUCACCCUCGUGGUCCUGCAGCUGCCCACACUGGAUUCAGCUCCCUUCGAUGUGACCGCACCUCAGGAGCCAGUGCUGGCCCUAGUGGGCUCAGAUGCGGAGCUGACCUGUCGCUUCUCCCCAAACGCGAGCUCGGAGCGCAUGGAGCUGCGGUGGUUUCGACAGACUAGGUCUCCAGCGGUGCUUCUUUACCGGGCUGGCCAGGAGCAGGAGGACCAGCAGAUGGCCGAGUACCGCGGGAGGGCCACGCUGGUGACCGACGGGCUCCCGGACGGCCGCGCUACACUGCGGAUCCGGGGUGUCAGGGUCUCGGACCAGGGCGAGUACCGGUGCUUUUUCAGAGACAACGACAGCUCCGAGGAGGCCGCUGCGCAUCUCCAAGUGGCUGCUCUGGGUUCCGAUCCUCACAUCACUAUGGGAGUUAAAGAGAAUGGACAGAUCCAACUGAAUUGCACCUCCUCGGGGUGGUUCCCAGAGCCAGAAGUGCAAUGGAGAACUCCCUCAGGAGACAGAAUUCCAGUCACAGCAGAGUCCAGGAAUCGUGAUGAGGAAGGCCUGUUCACUGUGGCAGCCUCAGUGAUCAUCACAGACAGCUCCAUAAAGAAUGCGUCCUGCUGCAUCCAGAAUCUCCUCCUUGGCCAGGAGAAGGAAGUAGAGAUCUCUGUACCAGCUCCGUUUGUGCCAAGACUGACUCCUUGGAUAGUAGCUGUGGCUAUUGUCACACUGGCCCUAGGAUUUCUCACCAUUGCAUCCAUAUUUUUCACUUGGAGACUAUACAAGGAAAGAGCCAGAGAGCGGAAGAGUGAAUUUGGCUCUAAAGAGAGACUUCUGGAAGAACUCAGAUGCAAAAAGACCGCGCUGCAUGAAGUUGACGUGACUCUGGAUCCAGACACAGCCCACCCUCAUCUCUUUCUGUAUGAAGAUUCAAAAUCAGUUCGCUUGGAAGAUUCGCGUCAGAUCCUGCCUGAUAGACCAGAGAGAUUUGACUCCUGGCCCUGUGUGUUAGGCCGAGAGACCUUCACUUCAGGGAGACAUUACUGGGAGGUGGAGGUGGGAGAUAGAACUGACUGGGCCAUUGGUGUGUGUAGGGAGAAUGUGGUGAAGAAAGGGUUUGAUCCCAUGACUCCUGAUAAUGGGUUCUGGGCUGUGGAGUUAUAUGGAAAUGGGUACUGGGCCCUCACCCCACUCCGGACCCCUCUCCGGUUAGCAGGACCUCCUCGCCGGGUUGGGGUUUUUCUGGACUAUGAAUCAGGAGACAUUUCCUUCUACAACAUGAGUGACGGAUCGCUUAUCUAUACUUUCCCCAGCACCUCUUUCUCUGGCCCCCUCCGCCCCUUCUUUUGCCUGUGGUCCUGCGGUAAAAAGCCCCUCACCAUCUGUCCAACUGCCAAUGGGCCUGAGAAAAUCACAGUCAUUGCUGAUGUCCAGGACACCAUUCCCCUGUCCCCGCUAGGGGAAGGCCCUGCUUCUGGAGAAGCAGAUACUCUCCAUUCUAAACUGAUACCUUUCUCACCUAGCCAAGCAGCACCUUAAUGGCUAUUCCAGCUCCACAAUUUCCUUUCCUUUGACUACUCCCUCACACUCUGAAGCUUCAGUUGCCAAUUUCCUGGAGUCCCGUUUCUACCUGGGGGGUGGUGAUUAAUUCACCCGGGAAGGUGUUGCUGCUCGUGACGGCAGGAAGAAAG
Peromyscus californicus insignis is the source of this 4330-nucleotide messenger RNA. Its product is annotated as butyrophilin subfamily 1 member A1-like. Gene Ontology annotation, biological process: regulation of cytokine production; T cell receptor signaling pathway. Gene Ontology annotation, cellular component: external side of plasma membrane. Lineage: Eukaryota; Metazoa; Chordata; Mammalia; Rodentia; Cricetidae. Bases 2607 to 4178 code for a protein of 523 amino acids. Gene Ontology annotation, molecular function: signaling receptor binding. The transcript has 7 exons. The record is from RefSeq and is a predicted model, not a curated record.